Messenger RNA from Frankliniella occidentalis (western flower thrips), 668 nucleotides. RefSeq lists its product as uncharacterized. The coding region runs from base 54 to 422 and encodes 122 amino acids. The record is from RefSeq and is a predicted model, not a curated record. NCBI's taxonomy places the organism in Eukaryota, Metazoa, Arthropoda, Insecta, Thysanoptera, Thripidae. The transcript is spliced from 3 exons.
UCCAAGCAGUAUAUGUAUUAUUGCUCUUGGUAAGAGACAUUCCAGUUAUUCCAAUGGUAUGCACUUUCUUCUUUACUGAUCCAAAAAUUAAAUUACCAGGUGACAACCCCUUCAUGGCUAAAAAAUAUUUUAUCAGUGUUGAUAAGGUCUGCGUCGCAGAAAAAAACAAUUCAAUGGAUGCUAUACUGAUGCUAGUUCAAAUUUGCUUCCUUCUUAACAUUCAUUACCCCCCUGGUCUCUCACUGACAUUUGAGUUCAUAGAAAGAUUAAUUUUGCAAAUGGCACCAGGUAGAGAAUCAAGAGUGAAAAACAAGAAGGGCAAGGUUCUCUUGGUCCUAACCAGUGCUGUAAGGAAAGCUGGCAAAGAUCUGCAAGAGUUUACCACCAAAAUCAAAGAUGGACUUCAAAAAGCAGGUUUCUAAAUUGGCACUCCUCUUCGCAAGAUCCGUUUUCUUCUCUAUCUAUUAUCUAAUUUGUUUAUUUCAUUGACAUGACAAGUCAAAAGAUGAGAUCAAGUGGUUAAGACCAAAGAACUUAAUAUAAAUUUACAUAUAUUUUAGAGUGAUCUCUUAAAACUAAAUGAUAUCAUAAUAACUAAUUUCCAAGAAAAUGAACUUUUAUAGAUAUGAUUUAAGUUACUUGUCUGUGGACACAGUUAUAUAUUUUGA